AUGAAUUCCCCUCCAAAUUCUUUUCAAGAAUUAAUAGACUUCCUUCAAGAAACAUUAUGUGAUGAAACAUGUGAUGAAAUGCGUAAUGAAAUGCGUGAUGAAAUGUGUGAUGAAAUGUAUAAUAGAACAUAUGAUGAAGUGCAUGAUGAAACAUAUGAUAGAGUGCAUGAUAAAACACAUGAUGAAGUGCAUAAAACCCAUAAAGGACAAGAUUUGGUUGGAAUUAAUGGCACAUUACCUCACAUUAACAAAGCAAUCGUAUUCGCCAUUGAUGAUACUUUUCCUAACUGGUUAAUUGCAGAACAUUAUGUUGCUGAAUAUAGCUGUCAAAAAGGAUUUGUACCAAUUAAGAUAUGUAAUAAAACUGAUCGUAAUGAAUGUUUAAUAAACCUAUAUUAUAAGUGUGAAUUUAGUAGAACAUAUCAACCAAAGAAAACUAAUAACUUACAAAAUCAACAUAAUAAAGUUUCUAAAAAACUUAACUAUGAUUGGAAAGCUAAUUUGUCAUUUGCAACUGGUGUGGUUCAAAUUACUAGUUUUAAUAAUAACCAUGUUGAGCAUCAACUUUCACCAAAUACCAAAAUUUUUGCUCCUAUAAAUCGUCGAUUCUCUGAUGAUUGUCACGAAGAAAUUCGCCAUUUAACAAUAAAUGGUCGGUGUGACCUGUCGACAAUACGAUCUCUUCUAUCUGUUAAAUACCCCGACCAGCUUUUCUUAACAUAUGAUCUUGCAAAUAUUGUGGCUCAGUUACGACGAGAACAUAAUGUGAAAGGAAGUGAAGCAUCACAGCUUUUAAAACAACUUUAUGAAUAUAGAGAAAAGGAUCCUAAUUGGUAUAUUGAACCCUUAGUUGACUCUAUUAGUAAUCAUCUCUGUGGAAUUUUUUGGAUGAACCCGGGUCAACGUGAAAGAUGGAUUCGGUUUUGUGAUAUAAUAGCUUUAAUGCCUGAUGAAACUAUUGAAUCUUUUCAUUGGGUUAUGGGGCAAUUAAAAAAAGCUACUGGAAUUUUGCCAAGAAUUUUAAUGAUGGAUGAAGAUCUUUCUAUGAAAUAUGUUGUAGCUCAUGAUCUUCCGAAUACCAAACAUUUAUUUUAUUUUUAUUUGGCACGUAAUAGUUUAAGUGAAAGUGUAUUUGAGGCUAGAUUUACAAAUCUUUUGAAUAAUUAUCCGGCUGCAUCUUCAUAUCUACAAAAGCUAUUUUUAAUUGAAGGACUUAAUAAUCAUAUCAAAACUGCUAUAAAUAGUUCAUCAACUUUAUUACAAACUGUUUUUCCACAAGUCGUUCAACAAAUAAAUAAGUAUUUAACACCAAAUUUAGCAACUAAGCAACAAAAGCAGAUAUUAUGGAAUUCUGAUUUAUUAAAUUUACAAGACAUUACAUAUGAUGAUGAUUUUAUUGAAAACACAUAUGAUGUUUCGCAAUCAUAUUUAUUGGCUUUAAUUAAAGAAAAUGAAUAUUCUUCUGUUAAAGAAGAAAAUAGCUUUCAAAAAUCUGUAGACAAGAAGCUUCAAUUUAACAAAUCAAUGAGUCUUGCAAAGAAGACUAUUAUAUUACAGAAUAGUGAAAAUGAUAAUGAAUUAGAUACUCUCUUGAAAAAUUACAUUGAAAAAAAGACUCUUCAAUAUGAAAAAAAAACUAAAGAAAGAGAAAUGAGAAUUCUUAAAGAGAACCAUAGUUCAGAAAAUGUUUUAGCUAUAGAAACUGAUGAUAAUCAACUAAUUUCUAUUGAUAAUGUUGCUAAUCCCUUAAAUCAUAUUGGAAAAGGGGCUCCAAAGAAGAAUCGUAUUAAGG
Messenger RNA from Cetraspora pellucida, 1792 nucleotides. NCBI's taxonomy places the organism in Eukaryota, Fungi, Glomeromycota, Glomeromycetes, Diversisporales, Gigasporaceae. The record is from the annotation of a GenBank genome assembly.